This is a messenger RNA of Pogona vitticeps (central bearded dragon), 1615 nucleotides long. It is a transcript of the gene FBXL12, whose product is annotated as F-box and leucine rich repeat protein 12. Gene Ontology annotation, biological process: SCF-dependent proteasomal ubiquitin-dependent protein catabolic process. Gene Ontology annotation, molecular function: protein binding. The record is from RefSeq and is a predicted model, not a curated record. Lineage: Eukaryota; Metazoa; Chordata; Lepidosauria; Squamata; Agamidae. Gene Ontology annotation, cellular component: SCF ubiquitin ligase complex.
GGAAAGCAACCAAUACUGAGGGGGAUGGAGAAACGGGAGAGGGAAGCCCGGUCGCCCCCGAGUCUCUCCGACCUCCCAGACUGUCUGCUGCUCAUGAUUCUGGCGUGGCUGCCCCCCCGUGACCGACUGGGUGGGGCCAGGAUUUGUAGACGAUGGAAUCGCUUGGUGCGGGACAAGUUCCUGUGGAGACAUGUGGACCUGACUUCCUACAAGAUAUCUUCCAAGACUCUCUGGCAUCUGUUGCGCAACCAUCUCCAAGGCAGCCUGCGGACCCUGAAGGCACAGGGAUACAUUAAUUCUGUCCGGAAGCGGGAAGUGUUCACUCCAGCAUUGAUGCAGGCCCUGGGCAAGCAGUGCCCUAGCCUCUGCCACCUGUGCCUGACAGCUACAGACCUCCGUUCCCUCCUCUAUGAACAUAUCCCCUCCUCUCUCACCACCCUAGAGCUGAGCCUCUGUGAGAUCCCUUCUGGGUGGUUCAAAGUGCCUGAAGGCUCUCAACCCUUGUGGACCUACCCAAAGAUCCAGCAUCUUGUCAUCAGGGAUGUCCCUUCCUUCUCCGACCAGCACCUCUUCAACAUCUCUGUCCAAGGCACUCUCAAGAGUCUUGUCCUGUCCAACACCUAUCGGAUAUCAGAUGCAGGGAUCCAGAGAGCCUCACUGCAUCUUGGAAAGCUAGAACACCUCACCUUGCAAUGCUGUAGCAUUGGCGAUUCAGCCACGCACUUCGUUGGGCGCCACAUGAAAAGCCUGCACACUUUAGACCUUGGGGGUAGUUUCCAUCUGACAGAUGCUGGUCUCCUUUGCCUGAGCAGCUUGUCUCUCCUGGAGGACGUCUCUCUGGCACAUUGCAUUGCACUUUCCCCAGAAGCCAUCCUGGCCUUUUGCCAAGCACUGCCCCAACUACGACACCUCGAUUUAAGUGGGAUAAAAUUUAAAGAUGAGAUCAUCCACAAAAUCCAGGCAACUUUGCCAGACAGUGUGGUGGAUCAACACGGCCCCAGCAUAAAUACCCAUGGGAAACCUUACCAGUUAGUGAGCAAAGUUCAUUCACGUAGUUGAGGAAGAACCUUAAAAGGUAGAGACUUUUCACUCCUUAGAGGCUGAUGGUUUAACUAGUGUUGCACAGACCACAUAGCCAGAUUCCCCUAACUGUGGUAUGAGAGGGAGGCGGGUGAAAGAAGACCAAUAAUAAGUGCAGCAACAAACAUUUGGGACUAUAGGCUUUAGAUGCAGUUUGGUCUCUUCACCAAACUGCUGUGCAGUUCCAACCCCUAAACAGCUUUUUUCCCCUGUUACUGAAAAUGUUGCAGUUUUCAUGCAUCCCAUCCUUUCCUCCUGCUGCUGUGUUGAAUGACUCAAGACUAAUUAUCUUUUUUAAUGAGCAAGAAGAUGGCACAUCUAAAGUAGCAGCUGCCUGAACUUCACAAGCUUUGAUAUUUUGUUUGUUUUUUGAAAAACAGCCUUUCUACCUGUGACAGAACUGGCCUUUAAUAAACUGCCUGAAAUCUGUAUUCUAAGGUAUUUUUCCAUUGUAAAAAAAUGGUGUGUUGCACUGACUAAAGUUAAAGUGGAUGAGAUUUUGCAUAAUACAAUGAAAUGUGUUUUUUUUAAUUUU